AUGCGGCGCAUAGUUAUACUCGGCUCUACCGGAUCAAUCGGGCGUCAAACCCUGGACAUUGUCCGGGCGUUCCGCCAAGAGUUUGAAGUGAUCGGUUUGGCGGCUGGCAACAAUACCGCCCUGCUUCUCGAGCAAGUAGCCGAGUUCACCCCUGACUACAUUUGGUGCUCUAACCCUCCGGCGGAGAUGCCGGACGGCACGAAGAUACUGCCGAUGGCGGAGAUGGCGUGUCUUCCGGAGGUGGACCAGGUGAUGGUCGCCUUGAUGGGCGCGGUUGGCUUGGCCCCGACGAUGAGCGCCCUGCGUGCGGGGAAGCAGGUCGCGCUGUCCAACAAAGAACCGAUCGUGAUGGCCGGUCAGAUCCUGAAGGCAGCGGAAGCAGAAUACGGGGGAGUCAUCCUUCCGGUGGACAGCGAGCCCAGCGCUAUCUGGCAGUGCCUGCAGGGAGAAGACAACCACAUCCGGCGUUUGAUGAUUACCGCCAGCGGCGGACCGUUUCGGCGCACGCCGCUGGACGAACUGGAUAAGGUCACUCCCGAGCAGGCGCUCCGGCACCCGACCUGGCGAAUGGGCGACAAGAUUACCAUCGAUUCCGCCACGCUCAUGAACAAGGCCUUUGAGGUAAUCGAAUCGCGUUGGCUGUUCUCCGUGCCGUGGGAAGACAUCGCGGUGGUAGUGCAUCCCCAAAGCACCAUACAUUCCAUGGUGGAGUUCGACGACGGAUCGGUGAAGGCUCAGUUGGGGCCACCGAGCAUGCGUUUGCCCAUACAGUACGCCCUGUUCCACCCCAAGCGUUUUGCCAACGACGAGAUACCUCGUUUGGACAUCGGGGCUCCGUGGUCGCUGGACUUCGAACCGUUGGAGCCAAAGCGUUUUCCCUGUUUUGACCUGGCGGUCUCUGCCGGCAAGACCGGGGGCACAAUGCCCGCCGUGCUGAGCGCCGCAGAUGAGGUGGCGGUGCAGGCCUUCCUGUCCGGCAGCAUUGGUUUUACCGACAUCUACAGGUUGGUUGACCGAGUGCUCAGCGAACACAAUCCUCAGCCAUCGCCGAAUUUGGAUGCUAUAUUAGAUGCAGACCGCUGGGCCAACCGGCGCGCUGCCGAGAUCGCGAGCAGCGGGGUGAAUUAG
Molecule: messenger RNA, 1128 nt
Organism: Geodia barretti
Lineage: Eukaryota; Metazoa; Porifera; Demospongiae; Tetractinellida; Geodiidae
Source: the annotation of a GenBank genome assembly